Molecule: messenger RNA, 2105 nt
Organism: Rotaria sordida
Lineage: Eukaryota; Metazoa; Rotifera; Eurotatoria; Philodinida; Philodinidae
Source: the annotation of a GenBank genome assembly
UGAAUUUUUUUUUCUUCCGUCUUUCUGAUUGUUUCGACAAGACAUGAAAUGUAAAAAUGCGUUGUUUUUCAUGCUAUCGUUCAUAGUAAACUUUUUAUUCUAUUGAGAAUUUAUCGUUAUCUUGACAUGUAAUAAACAAGAUAAAAAUUUAUUCCCUCACGAAAUCAAAAAAAAAAAAAAAAGAAAAGAAGAGAACUACAUUUGAUGAUUAGUAGUAGCUGUCACCAUCUGGAUUCUUUAUAAAAACCAAUUCUAGUUAUUUCAAUAGAAUAAAAGAAAUACGAUAAGUUGUGGUUUUUUUUUAAUUUAGAAAUAUAUUCAAUAAUUAGUUUAUUAAUGUGAAAGAAAUUAUCUCAACAGAUUUGUACCUUUUAGAAAUUAUAUUUAUUUUUAUCUAAUUGAAAAAUAGGUUAAAGAGUAAAAUUCAUAAUUUCAUUUGUUUGUUGCUUUUUUCUUUAGUAAGAAAUAUAAUUCAACUGUCAAUUUCAUUUAUAAAAUAAGGAUAUACGCAUUUAUGUUCAUCAUAGUUUUUUUUUUCAAGCGUAGAACAAGCAAAGAAUGAAUUGUUGUGGUCUUGAGAGACGUAUAAUACUCGUAUAUUAUUUUUGAGCAAAUUAAGUCAAUAUUGUUUCUAUUCUUAGCUGUCAUACGAAAAAACACAUACGAGAUAUUAUUUGCAUAGCAACAUCUGAGAAAGAAAAAAAAAGAAAAGACAAAACAAUCUUAUAUUAAAGACAAAAUAACUUUUGACUGUUCCGUUUAUUCUAUAUAAGGAAAAACAUCGAUGCAGAUAUUUACGUCUUUUUUUCUCAUCUAUAUUAAUCAAAUCAGUGAUAGCUUCAUUUAAUUUGGUUAAAACAUUAUAUCUGGAACUAAUAAUUUUUUUCUGACAAAAAAAAGACCCUCCAUAUCAUAUCGGCUAGACAUUAUUUUAAUAAUAGAUUAAAUUUUGAUCUUCUCCUUAACACGACGUCUCAAUAAUACAUUUUACAUGUUAAUGAUAAAUAUGAAAAGAAAUUUUUUUUGUCAUUUUCAUGGACUAGUCAUUAAUUUCCGCAUAUAUUGCAUCAUCAGAUAAACAAACUUACACGUACAAAUGACGACGUGUAAAACAAGACAAAAAAGAAAAAAGUUAUUUAAUAUGCCAUUCUUAACAAACUUUUGUAUAUUUUAUGUCCGCUUGUUCCGUUUAUAUUUAGAUUCUUUUUUUAUAUAAAGAGUUUGUUCUAUAUUGACCAUCUCUAUUUUUUUAUCUCAGUCACUUAGACAUACAUAAACUUCGAGUUUGUAUAAUUUAUUGUAUAUAUUAAAAUAAGAUAUAAUUGAUAUUUGAAACUAUGUUCUCUUAAGAACAGACACUUAGUAUCAAUACUAUAUAAGACUUCAUUUUCAAAAUCUAUCAAAUAACAAUGAUUCAAGUAUUUGAACUUGAAAAAUAAAAUCUUGGAGAACCUAUUAGAUAUUAUUUCAUAAAAAAUUCAUUUGUCAUUCAAUAUAUAUAUAUUAUUAUCAAUCUAUCAGUAUGAUAUACACAUCUUCUCAUAUUCAUUUGACAUUGUUUUGAAGUACAUUUCAUUAGUACCAGACAUCAGAUACAUAACCUUGGAAUAUUUAUAUAUAUAUAUAUAUAUAUCUGAUAGUGACCAGCUGAUCAAUCUAUAAACACAUGAAUAUGCACUAUUACUGUUUCCUCUUUCUGCUCCUUUUGCUUCUAGCCUUUCUCUCUCUCUCUCUCUCUUCUCACACAUCUUCGUCUUUUAUAGCAUACAUAGAGCACGCGUGUUCGCUUACUUGCCUGCUUAUUUGCCUUCGCGCCCUUAGUCAGACGAAAAAAAAAAAGAAGAAAAAGGUGUUUCAUCCACAUACAUAACAUACACACAAUAAGCAAAUUUAAGAGACAUGCAAUAGAGUACAUGUAUGAGAGUUGAAGAAAAAAAAAAAAAAAAAAACAAUAUUGACUAGAAAAAUCCACACACGAUCGAUUUAAUAUUUCAAAAAAAAUAAAAUUCAAUUUUAUUGAAUUAUUCUUCAAUAUUUAUCGUUUUACAAUCAUACUACUUCUUGUUUACAAUCAAUUGAUUUUUAUUGAAACGGCAUUAAUCUAA